Messenger RNA from Rhodofomes roseus, 1012 nucleotides. Its product is annotated as GTP-binding protein ypt1. The coding region runs from base 261 to 878 and encodes 205 amino acids. Lineage: Eukaryota; Fungi; Basidiomycota; Agaricomycetes; Polyporales; Fomitopsidaceae. The transcript is spliced from 7 exons. Gene Ontology annotation, biological process: regulation of exocytosis; protein secretion. The record is from RefSeq and is a predicted model, not a curated record. Gene Ontology annotation, molecular function: GTP binding; GTPase activity.
CAGAGAGUUGCCGAGCGGGAUGUUGCAGACUUGGACAUAUUUGAUGCGCUUUCGCUGUGGCUGAGUGACCAAAGCCGCGCCCAUCACACAGCAAAGCUGUGUGGCAAGCCCAAUACCUCCAUACACGGUCUACAAGUCCAGGGAAUCCACCACCUCUACCCCGAGCUCCAGCCUGAAUCGUAGAUCGCGUCGGCCGACCAUCCACGCUGCCAUUUCACCCAUAUUCCUUGCUUCCGAACUAUCGUGCCUGCUAGAUCGACAUGCCCGACGGUUAUGACUAUCUGUUCAAGCUCUUGCUUAUUGGGGAUUCUGGUGUCGGGAAGUCAUGUCUGCUAUUACGGUUCGCGGAGGACAACUUUACGGACAGCUACUUGAGUACGAUCGGUGUGGACUUCAAGAUCCGCACCAUUGAGCUGGAGGGGAAGACGGUGAAGCUACAAAUUUGGGACACAGCAGGCCAAGAACGGUUCCGUACAAUUGCAGCUGCAUAUUACAGAGGAGCGCAUGGCAUCGUAGUUGUGUACGAUGUGACGGACCCCGAGUCAUUUGAGAACGUCAAGAGCUGGCUAACGGAGAUCGAGCGGUACGCAUCAGAAACCGUCAAGAGGCUCCUUAUUGGCAACAAGUCUGACUUGGUGGAGAAGAAGGCCGUCGAGUAUAACACGGCACAGGAGUUUGCAAAUCAGAUUCAGAUACCAUUCCUCGAAACGUCCGCCAAGACCGCCGCAAACGUCGAGGAGGCAUUCAUUGUCAUGUCAAGACAGAUCAAAGACAGUGUCGACUCCGCCCCUCCAGCCCCGGCAAACGGUUCAAAGGCUGGUACCGUCACUCCGGGCAAGAGUCUUGACGGCCAAAACGCUUCGGGGUGUAACUGCUGAGCAGGCUCUGCGUUUCACAUACACUGCCACGACGUCCGGCCUUAUGCCACGACUCUACUCUGUUUCAAUCUCACGGAUCCGAUAUUUAUUCUUGCAAUCUACGGUAUAUAGCUCUCCAUUGCCAACGAAUGGAC